CGAUUAUAUAUUUAUAUCGUGUAUAAAGAGCUUCAAUACCCGUAAUUUGAAUGAAAAUGGAGGUAGACUCAAAUCCAGGAGACUCUAAAAAGGUAGAAUUCAGUGCACUGUCUUCGAAUGCAAUCAAGUGCAAAAGCACGUCACAUAUAAGCCCAGAUCAGCAUGUUGUGCUUCGUUUACCAUCUGAAGGUAUAAAAAUUAUUGAAUUAAGAAACAGUGGGCUCAUAAGUUUAGGUAAAUUCGGUUGUUUUGAAGUUAGUGGUAUUCUUGGAUAUCCAUUUGGUCAAACAUUUGAAAUCAUUGAAGAUAAUAAGGUCAAACCGAUCAGAUCAAUGACUGAUCAAACCGUUGAUAUUCCAGAGGAAGAAGAAACUGAACAAGAGAUCAAUAAAGAUACUCUUACUCAGUUGUUCACCAAUAGUGCUGAAAAUAAUCAGAAUAUUAUCAAUAUUGGUUCCAAGAUCCAAAAGCUUACCUCGGAAGAAAUUGACAAGAUAAAGAAGUCUGGAGCAUCCAGUGAUGCUGGACAAAAAAUCAUAGAGCAAAUCAUUGCUGGACAUGGUGGUUUUGAUAAAAAGACCAUUUAUUCCCAGCAAAAAUACUUGAAGAGAAAACAACAAAAGUUUUUAAAAAGAUUUUCUGUUGAAUAUCUUGGUGGAUCGCAAUUAUUAGAGUAUUCCAUAUUGAGAGAUCUUCAGAAAGUCCUUGAUAUGAGCGAAGAAUCGAUGGCUUUGCUUAUGACAUAUGGUAAUGUUAGACCAGGAGGAAAUUAUUUGUUGAUUGACGAAACUGGUGGUGUUUUAUUAUAUGCCAUGAUGGAAAGAAUGCAAGGACAAGGUACUAUCACUAUCAUUCAUGAAAACGAACAUCCUAAUAUCAUCGCAUUGAGGUAUUCCGACUACCCAAUAGAAUUGCAAGAAAGAAUGGUUAAAACAAUCAAUUGGUUACAAGUUGUUGAACCUGAGAAUGAAAAGAUCAUCUGGGAGGACUUACCUGGAGAAGAAGUUGAUUCAAUGAAAAGUAAUAAAAAGGUCCAAUAUUAUCGUCGUCAAAAAAGAGCCAAUGAUAUAAACUCUGUUAUAGAUAGUGUAUCAAGGGGAAACUUCGAUGCAUUAAUAUCCGUCAGUUCUUUGGACAUGACUGGCGUAUUACCAUAUUUAAUUCCAAAAAUUGGUGGAUCAAGACCCAUUGUUCUCUACAACCAAUUCAAGGAAGUCUUAUUAGAUAUCCAGCAUUACUUAUCUAAUGAUAAAAGAGUCUUGGCACCUUCUAUUUAUGAAUCCAGGGUACGUCCUUAUCAAACGAUCCCUGGAAGAUUGCAUCCUAUGAUGACUUCAAGAGGAUAUGGUGGGUACGUCUUAUGGGGUACCAAGGUCAUUCCUGUUGAAGGUGGUUUGACUGCCGUCGGAAGAGGUAACCAACUUAAGAAGAAAUCUACACCAGUGGAGGACGCUAAGGUCAAGUCUGAAGCUUCUCUGGAUAGUAAAGCAUCUGAGACUCCUGAACCUGCCAAACUCAGUUAAAUAUGUACAAUAGAUUU
Hyphopichia burtonii NRRL Y-1933 is the source of this 1540-nucleotide messenger RNA. Its product is annotated as tRNA 1-methyladenosine methyltransferase subunit. The record is from RefSeq and is a predicted model, not a curated record. Bases 51 to 1523 code for a protein of 490 amino acids. Gene Ontology annotation, cellular component: nucleus; tRNA (m1A) methyltransferase complex. Gene Ontology annotation, biological process: tRNA methylation. The transcript has a single exon. NCBI's taxonomy places the organism in Eukaryota, Fungi, Ascomycota, Pichiomycetes, Serinales, Debaryomycetaceae.